AUGUGGCAACCAGGCAUGUGGCAACCAGGCAUGAGCGAAACAGUCCUGAGCCACCCAGGAAUGUGGCAAACGGGCCGAAGUACACAACUAGGCUCGAGCCAAUCAAGUACGAGUCAACUACACAUGAGUCAACGAGGUAGGAGCCAACCAGGCAUGAGCCACCCAGGCAUGUGGCAACAAGGGCUGAGCCAACCAGUCCUGAGCCACCCAGGCAUGUGGCAGCCAGGCAUGAGUCAACCGGUCCUGGGCCACCCAGGCAUGUGGCAACCAGCCCUCUGCCACCCAGGCAUGUGGCAACCAGUCCUGGGUAUGUGGCAGCCAGGUCCAAGUCACCCAGACCUGAGCCAACUAGGCCUGA
This is a messenger RNA of Propithecus coquereli (Coquerel's sifaka), 358 nucleotides long. RefSeq names its product spermidine/spermine N(1)-acetyltransferase-like protein 1. The annotation marks the transcript as partial. Lineage: Eukaryota; Metazoa; Chordata; Mammalia; Primates; Indriidae. The transcript is spliced from 2 exons. The record is from RefSeq and is a predicted model, not a curated record.